This is a messenger RNA of Oldenlandia corymbosa var. corymbosa, 3142 nucleotides long. NCBI's taxonomy places the organism in Eukaryota, Viridiplantae, Streptophyta, Magnoliopsida, Gentianales, Rubiaceae. The record is from the annotation of a GenBank genome assembly.
CACACACUCCCACACUGGUGAGUGUUUUCUUCCCAACACUUAAAAAAAAAAAAAAGAAAAAAGAAUCAGCCCUAAACUGAAGCCCCGAAACCGCCCCGCCCCAUGACAUAAACCCUAACUCCGCUUCUUCAUUUCAUCUCUGUAAGUUUAUUUCUUCGUCUUCCUCGCAUGAAUUUCCUAGUUUUAUGUUUAUGCCCGUUCGUUGCGAUGAUUUUAUUUGGGUAUUUUUGAGAUCCGAGGUCCGAAAAUUACUCGUGGGUGCGGUGGUUAUUGAUCCAAUUUUGAGAAUUAGGGCUGGUUUUUUGUUAGUUAUUAAAUUUCUCUUCAUCAUGACCCGAUUUUAAUUCUCGAAUCGGGUUUCGGGUACGGGCUCAUGCAGACUGCAAUUUAAUCCUAGCUGGUUUGGUUGUUUUUUAUUUUUUUAUUUUUUUAUUUAUUUGCAUUUCCUCUGUGUAUUUGAUUUUGAUUUUGGUUUGUCUGGAGCUGAUGUUUCUUGUAGCCGUUAUGCUUUUUUUUUUUUAAAAAAAAAAAGUAAGGAACUUGUGAUUGUAAUAUCGUAUGGAGAUUAUUAGAAUUUAAUGGUUAGGAAUUUUUGAUCUUGAUGGCGAAAAUGUUUAUUAGUACUGAGUGUUGGCUUAUCUGACCGCAGGGCACAAAUUUCAGGGGUUUUAAGUUUCUUUGGAUUAUUAAGUCAUGGAGAUGCAGGAAGAAGCUGUGAUAGUGAACUCUAGUAGAUUGAAAUCUUUGGUGUGGAAUGAUUUUGAUCGGGUGAAAAAGGGGGAUAGCAUGGUGGCAAUUUGUCGUCAUUGUAAGAGGAAGCUUUGUGGUUCAAGCACUAGUGGCACUUCGCAUUUAAGAAAUCAUUUGAUCAGAUGUCAAAGGGGCUCAAAUCUUGAGGUCACCCCCUUGUUAACAAAAGGAAAAAGAAAGGAUGGGACACUUGCUGUUGCAAGUCUUACUUUUGGGGAAGAGCAGAGAAGGGGUGAACCCUUUAGCACAGUGAAUACCAAAAUUGGGCGUGUGAAUAGAAAUGAGGAUGAUGUUAAUGUUGGGGGUAUUAGUUUUGAUCAUAAACGGAGUCGGCUUGAUCUUGCUCGUAUGAUCAUACAGCAUAGAUAUUCUUUGAAAAUGGUUGAGCAUUUUGGGUUCAGGAUAUUUGUUAGAAAUCUUCAGCCUUUGUUCGACCUGGUGACACUUGAUAAAGUUGAGGCUGAUUGCAAGGAAAUUUAUCAAUUAGAGAAGCAGAAGGUGCAUGAAGAGCUGAAAAAACUGCCUGGAAAAGUUAGCCUCUUUGCUGAUACUUGGGAUGCUAAUGGUGAUGCAAAGUAUCUUUCAUUAACCGCACAUUUCAUUGACAACAGCUGGCAAUUGAAAAGGAAGAUUCUCAGCCUUCUGAUGAUUGAUCCUUCUCAAACAAAAGACCUUCUUUGUGAAACUAUUAUGACAAGUCUAAGAAAGUGGGAUAUUGACAGGAAGUUGUUUUCUAUGACAUUUGAUAACCACUCCAGUCAUGAUGACAUUGUUCGUACAAUCAGGGACCAAUUAUGUGAGCAGCGAGUUUUGGUCUGCAAUGGCCAGAUGUUUGAUGUACGUUGUGCAGCAAAUGUUGUUAAGCUAAUGGCUCAGGAUGCUCUAGAUACGUCUUUUGAAAUUACUGAGAAAUUCAGGGAAUGCAUCCGUUAUGUCAAGAGUUCGCAAGCAGCACAAGAUAAGUUCAAUGAGGUGGUUCAAAUAGCUGGAGUUGAUAGUCAGAAAUGUUUGUGUCUAGAUAAUCCAUUGCAAUGGAAUUCUACAUAUAUCAUGCUUGACGCUUUAAUGGAAUAUCGAAGUGCGUUUGUUCUUCUUCCAGAACAUGACCCUCUUUACACAAUUUGCCCAUCCUACAAAGAAUGGGAUAGAGGAAGUGCCAUUACUAGUUUCUUAAAGCUCUUUGUUGAAGUUUCUAAUGUUUUUGUGGGAAACAAGUUUUGUACUGCGAAUAUAUACUUUACAGAGAUUUGUGAUAUACAUCUGCAGCUGAUUGACUGGUGCCAAAAUCCAGAUGAUUUUAUCAGUUGCUUGGCAUUGAAAAUGAAAACAAGAUUUGAUGAGUACUGGAAGAAGUGCAGCCUGGCUUUGGCAAUUGCAGCCAUCUUGGAUCCCCGCUUCAAGAUGAAACUAGUGGAAUAUUACUAUCCUCAAAUAUAUGGCAGUACUUGCCAAGAUUGUAUUCAAAUUGUUUCCAACUGUAUGAAGGCUCUGUACAAUGGCCACGCCCCCCAGUCAGCUUCUCAAGGUCAAGGACAGCUUGGCAGUGGUGCAAACGGUGAAUCUAGAAGCAGGCUUGCAGGCUUUGACAAAUUUGUUAUGGAAACUUCACAGAAUCCAAGUGUAAAAUCGGACUUGGACAAGUACUUAGAGGAACCACUAUUUCCUCGCAAUGCUGAUUUCAAUAUCCUAAACUGGUGGAAAGCUCACACUCCAAGAUAUCCAACAUUAUCGACAAUGGCACGGAAUAUUUUAGGAAUUCCACUGUCAAAAGUCUCAAUGGAUUCCUUGUUCAGCACUGGUGACAAGGUUAUUGAUCAAUCCUGGAGUUCACUUCGACCUGAUACUCUCCAAGCCUUGCUGUGCACCCAGGACUGGAUUUGCAGCGAGUUAGAAGGUUCUUAAUAGUGCUUCAGCUAGGCUUCCUCCAUUUAUCCGGAACCAAGGUAGGGCGAAUUGCAGAUAGUAGUUCUCAUUCUGUAAAAGUUCUGUUACAUAAUUUUGUAUAGUUACCCUCAGAGUGAGAGGACUGAGGAGAUCCUCUGUUUCAAUCUGUGUAUGGGUUGUGUUUCUUUAGUAAAAAUGUCUUUGGUUCGUUUGUUGUUAACUGGUUGGUGAUGGCCAAAAGUAGCAGUAACAACCUUACAUUCUAACUUGCUAUUUCUCUCCUCCCUGGAUGAUGUGUUUUUCUCAAAUGCUUUUUUGAAGCCAAUUUUAUACCUCCUUUGUCCAUUGGAAUUCGGAUCAGUUAUGUUUCAGUGUUCUAAAUUCUAAACACCAUUGAAUUUGUAUGUUCCACCAAACAAGGAGUACGCGAGUGUAAAUAUGCUGCCCAUUAUUUUGGGUGGGGUUAGUCAUCCGCCGAUUUUUUAGCCAGUAUUGAUUACAGUUUGGG